Danio aesculapii is the source of this 1394-nucleotide messenger RNA. It is a transcript of the gene tmx3a, whose product is annotated as thioredoxin related transmembrane protein 3a. Bases 86 to 1393 code for a protein of 435 amino acids. Gene Ontology annotation, cellular component: endoplasmic reticulum. The record is from RefSeq and is a predicted model, not a curated record. Lineage: Eukaryota; Metazoa; Chordata; Actinopteri; Cypriniformes; Danionidae. The transcript has 16 exons. Gene Ontology annotation, molecular function: protein disulfide isomerase activity. Gene Ontology annotation, biological process: peptidyl-cysteine oxidation.
UGAUGAUUAUGUCACUUGCCCAACACUGACUCUGCUGCUUGUAACAUUUAAAGGAUAUUACGCGGUCAAUGACAAGAUUCUCAAGAUGGCAAACAUGAGAAACUUAAUACUGACAGCGCUUCUGUCGGCCAUUGCUGUGGUGUCAGGAUACGUGGAGGAGCUCGAUGACAAGUUCACAGAAUUCCGGCAGAAUGAACUCUGGCUUGUGGAGUUUUAUGCUCCAUGGUGUGCGUACUGCCACACAUUUGAGCCAAUAUGGUCUGAAGUUGGCGCAGAGCUGAAAAGUCUGGGCUCUCCUGUGAAUGUUGGCAAGAUUGAUACCACAGCGCACACAAGUAUUGCAACAGAGUUUAAUAUUCGUGGAUAUCCAACCAUAAAACUGUUUAAAGGAGAUCUUUCUUUUGACUACAAAGGGCCAAGAACAAAGGAUGCUAUUAUUGAAUUCACCAAUAGAGUUUCUGGACCUGUGGUAAGACCACUCUCCAGUGUUCAGUUGUUCCAGCAUGUUAUGAGUCGUCAUGAUCUGAUCUUCGUUUACAUUGGAGGGGACUCGCUCCUUAAGAAAGAAUACUAUAAAGCUGCCACUGAGUAUAUUGUCCACACAUAUUUUUUCACUGCCUCUGAGGAAAUCCUUCCAAAGGCAGUCACCCUGCAGGAUGUUCCCGUCGUUGCAGUGUUCAAAGACGGCACGUACUACAUCUACAACGAAUUUAUUGACGGUGACCUGUCUUCCUGGAUAAAUCGAGAACGCUUUCUUUCAUACUUCCAAAUUGAUAGCUACAGUCUGUACCAGAUGGGAGAACUAAGUAAACUGGUGGCAUUGGCAGUAGUAGAUGAGAAAAAUCCAUCUGAAGAAAGCAUUCGGUACAAAACUCUGAUGGAAAGGGUGUCUACAGAAUACAGAGACCAUUAUAAAAGUGAUUUCCAGUUUGGUUAUGUGGAUGGUAACGAAUAUGUCAACGGUUUAAUUAUGGGAGAAGUUGCGAUGCCUUCCAUCAUUGUGCUGAACAUGUCCAUUGAUGGAUACUAUCUACCCGAAAGCAACAUUGAGACCAUUGAGGAUUUGCUUCAGUUCCUCAACAGUGUUCUGGAUGGCAGCACAACGCUCCUUGGAGGAAAUGGAUUUUGGCAGUGCACUAAGAGAUUUUUCUAUAAGGGGAAGAAUACUGUGAUGUCGAUGGUCGAGACAGCACCGGUCUUCUCCUGUUUUUUGCUUGGACUGCCAGUGGGUGUAGUUGUAUUAGUUAUCUAUGCUACAUGUACUGCUGUACCUGCGCACGAUGAGAAACCUGAGGAAGAAGCUACAGCUAGCCCUGCUUUGGAGACAAAGAAGGCAAUAGAAUCGCAGCCCGACAGCACAGAAAAGACCUCAGAAGCAAAGAAAGAGGAUUAAC